GUCAGAUCAAGAUUCGAAUGCUUCUCCACUACCCCGACUUCCAAGGCGGCGCCAGUCCACCACUGAGAGAGAAAGUCCCGGCCCGGGGUUGAUGGCUCAUCGUUGCACUCGGCCAUGAAACAGCCGAAAUAUAGUGUUGGAGUAGAUCUCCACGUUGCAGCCCAUGCUCUAUCUCAUUACUAUCCCGUCAACUACUCCGUUACUAUCCCAUUACGAGCCAGUGCCCGGAUUUUGGUAAAUAGCUACCAGAUUGCUAUUGGUUCGCAUAUCGACCUGGGUAGCUACGUAUUUAGCUUCCUAGUAGUAAUGAGGUACGAGCUUGAUGCUCUCGUCUCCAUUCGCUCUUACUCCUUACCUACGUACACCGCAUACUACCCCGAUCUCGAUUCGGCAAUGUCGUCUCAUGUCUAUAAAAGGCCUGGCUGUCCUCGUCAGCUUCCGGUCGGCAUUGUACCGGUCGUCAACUUGUCUUGAUUUUCCACGUCGCCAUGGUAUUCCUAGGGCUGGCUGUGCUGACUGGCGUCUUCGCCUAUGUAGCUUCUGCGACUGGGACUGGGAUUGAUGCGGUUGAUAUUACCGUAAGCUCGACUGGCGGUAAUGCUACGAAUGGUCACCAGUACGGCUUCUUGCACGAGGACAUCAACAACUCAGGAGAUGGCGGUCUCUAUGCCGAACUCAUCCGUAACAGGGCUUUUCAGUCCAAUGAAGGCUUUCCUUCCACACUGGAUGCAUGGUACCCCAUUAAUGAUGCUAAGCUGUCACUCAAGAACCUCAGCACGCCUCUAUCCAAUGCUCUAACUGCCUCAAUGAAUGUCGCAGCUGGUGAGAAGGACGGCGAGAUUGGCUUCUACAACGACGGGUACUGGGGCAUGGAUGUCAAAGCCAGCAACAAAUACACCGGUUCGUUUUGGGUCAGGGGGGCUUACUCCGGUCAAUUUACUGCAUCGCUACGGUCGAACAUCACUGGCGAGGCCUUUGGAACAGCCAAGAUCCAAUCUCAAUCUUGUUCGGAUGAUUGGAUUGAGCACGAGUUUGAAUUGACACCUUCCAAAGAUGCGCCCAACUCCAACAACACGUUUGCACUCACUUUCGAUGUGGCUGGCACAGACGACGGUGCGCUCGACUUCAAUCUGAUCAGCCUAUUUCCUCCUACAUACAAAGGCCGAAAGAACGGUAUGCGGAUCGAUAUCGCCGAGGCAUUGGAGCAGAUACAUCCUACGCUCUUUCGUAUUCCGGGAGGUAACAUGCUUGAAGGGUGGACCAAUACGUCGUGGUGGGAUUGGAAAAACACACUUGGCCCCCUGAAGGAUCGACCUGGCUUUUAUGGAGUUUGGGAAUAUCCGCAAACUAAUGGCCUGGGUUUGGUGGAAUACCUGGAGUUCGCAGAGGAUCUUGGCAUGGAAAUUGUCCUCGGCGUAUACUCUGGCCUUGCUCUCAACGGAGAUAUAACACCGGAAGACCAACUACAAUACUUUAUUGACGACGCCCUUGAUCAAAUUGAGUUUGUCCGCGGACCCAGCGACUCGAAAUGGGGUUCAGUCCGUGCCCAGCUUGGUCACCCAGAGCCUUGGAAGCUUGAGUACGUCGAAGUCGGCAACGAAGACUGGCUUGCUGGAGCGCCAGAGGGUUGGGAUACCUAUAAGCAAUAUAGGUUCCCCAUGUUUCUUGAUGCUAUCAACAAAGCAUACCCAGACAUCCAAGUCAUUUCAUCGGGAUCCACCUACAACGGCUACGAUAUUCCCUCACCCGGAGCCGGCGACUAUCAUCUUUAUGCUGUGCCAGACACCCUCGUCGAGGAAUUCAACAGGUUUGAUAACAUAACAACACCGCACAUUAUUGGUGAGAUGGCAGCGAUACAACCUAAUGGUGGUGGUGGUUGGGACUUGCCACAGAUGCCGUUCCCUUGGUGGGGAGGUGCCGUUGCCGAAUCUGUAUCGCUCAUCGGUUACGAGCGCAACCAGGAUAGGAUCAUUGGGGCAGCAUUUGCCCCUAUCAUUCGUAACAUGAACCGUUGGCAAUGGGAAAUAACUAUGAUUCAGUUUACUGCCGAUUCAGUUACCCGGUCCACGUCUUGGUACGUCUGGGAGCUCAUGGCAGCGCAUAUAAUGACAGAAACCUUACCAGCCACCUCACAGUUCAAUCCGCUGUACUACGUGGCUGGUAGGAAUGAGAAUACGGAUGGAUAUAUCUUCAAGGCGGCAGUUUACAACUCGACGGAAGGGGCUGAUGUCCCUGUUCGACUUACUUUUGAAGGCAUCAAGCCAGGAACAACUGGCGAACUGACUAUUCUUGUGGGGCCUGAGGAUCCGUAUGGCUUUAAUGACCCCUUCACAGGAGUGAAUGUGGUCAAGACUAUAAAGAAGACGAUCGAAGCUGACGAAGAGGGUGGCUUUCAAUUUGCCUUGCCUAACUUGAGCGUUGCGGUCCUAGAUACAGGACUUUCAGCUCCCCUUCAGCGCAACAGAGCGGUAGAGUGGAGGGGUUGAUGUAUGGACACAAAUCCAGUCCCUAGGUAAAUUUAUCUAGGUUAAGAGGGUUAAUACACAUAAGUUGUCAGUAAUACAUAUAUAAUACAUAUAUAAUCUAAUUAUGUUGAUUCAAGUUAUACAAGUUAUAUUAAUGGUACUGUGUAAAAGCACAUAUGUACGCUACAUAUGUAAGGUAAG
Messenger RNA from Hypoxylon fragiforme, 2666 nucleotides. Its product is annotated as glycoside hydrolase family 51 protein. NCBI's taxonomy places the organism in Eukaryota, Fungi, Ascomycota, Sordariomycetes, Xylariales, Hypoxylaceae. The record is from RefSeq and is a predicted model, not a curated record. Gene Ontology annotation, molecular function: alpha-L-arabinofuranosidase activity. Gene Ontology annotation, biological process: L-arabinose metabolic process. The coding region runs from base 489 to 2486 and encodes 665 amino acids. The transcript is spliced from 10 exons.